Molecule: messenger RNA, 936 nt
Organism: Microthlaspi erraticum
Lineage: Eukaryota; Viridiplantae; Streptophyta; Magnoliopsida; Brassicales; Brassicaceae
Source: the annotation of a GenBank genome assembly
AUGGCAUUAGCUCUGUUUUUGUCUCAUGAUGAUCUAGUAAGGUUUUCAGAAGCAAGUAGAGAAGAGAAAUGGAUGGAGGCGAUGAGAAGCGAGAUACAAGCUAUUGAGAAGAAUCAAACGUGGGAGCUUGUUAACCUCCCAACAGAUGCGAAGAAGAUUGGAGUUAAGUGGGUUUACAAGACCAAACUGAAUGAAGAUGGGAACGUUGACAAGUAUAAGGCAAGAUUGGUCAUGAAAGGAUAUGCACAAGAAGAAGGCAUUGACUAUGAUGAAGUCUUUGCUCCAGUAGCUCAUUGGGAUACUAUUCGAAUUCUAUUGGCUGUGGCGGCGCAGAGAGGUUGGAAAGUGUAUCAGUUAGACGUAAAGAGUGCCUUUCUUUAUGGAGAAUUGAAAGAGGUGGUGUACGUGGAUCAGCCGGAGGGGUUCAUUAAGAGAGGAGAAGAAGAUAAAGUGUACCGCUUGAAGAAAGCACUUUAUGGAUUAAAACAGGCCCCUAGAGCCUGGUUUUGUCGGAUUGAUGGAUACUUCAAGCGAUCAGGGUUCACCAGAAGCAGCCAUGAUCAUACUCUGUUCUUUAAACGAGAAGGAGAAAAAUACAUGAUGGUGAGUAUUUAUGUUGAUGAUCUGAUUUUUUCUGGGAAUGAUGAGGUGAUGCUUGAAGAAUUCAAGCAAUCAAUGAAGCGAGAGUUUGAGAUGACUGAUCUCGGGCUGAUGAGGUUCUUUCUUGGUGUGGAAGUCCGUCAAAGCUCUGAUGGAAUUCAUCUCUGUCAGAAGAAAUAUGCCUUGGAGGUGUUAGAGAGGUUCAAGAUGGCGGAUUGCAACCCAGUCAAAAAUCUGAUUGUUCCAGGAGCUAAGCUGUCAAAGGAAGGAGCGGGAGAAGAAAUCGAUGCUACUUUGUACAAGCAACUAGUUGGAUGCUUAAUGUAUGUGGCCUGA